Molecule: messenger RNA, 4524 nt
Organism: Fusarium venenatum
Lineage: Eukaryota; Fungi; Ascomycota; Sordariomycetes; Hypocreales; Nectriaceae
Source: RefSeq, a predicted model, not a curated record
AUGGGAAUGAGUUCGAUCUACUUUGCGAUCUACAGCUUCUGUCUCAUCUCUACAUAUCUUUUGGGUUUCGCCAGAGCUGCCAGUUUGCUGGAAGAUGGAGAUGACUUUAGCAAUAAUUUGGUGUCUGACCUUGCGCCAUUGCUGGCCUUAUUUGGCGAACGGGUCACGACUCAAUUCAUGAGCCAGUCCACCGGUUGGGCAGACUGCAUUGCUCUUGCUAUGGCUCCAAUGGGUGUCAUCACCAUUAUUGUCAGCGCGAUUCGUGUAACCGGACCUCGUUGGCUCAAAGCAGUUGUUGGAAGAGCCAGAGAAAACGUUGCCGCUGCCGAGCUCGAAGUCAUGUCUUCAACGUCAUCUGAAGCCUGUGAGCUAUGGAAUGGUAAGACAAGGGCUGUCGUGCGUUGCCCUGGGGCGACUGACAAUUGCGAAUUCAUUUGCAUCUAUCCCACGUCUAUGCUGGACAAGAGACACAAGGGAAACACCCUCAAACGCGUGCAGAUCAUGGAUAUCAAGAAUGCUAAGAACCGCGACAAAAUCGGGGACUCCAAUCACCAAGAGACAAGAACAGGGACGCCUCCCCCCGAUCAAAAACGAAACAGCUUGAUAUCGCCUGCAUCUGACGACACGAUUAUCAUAACCCGCAAUACAGCACAUCUUGCGCCAAACAUGACUCUUAAUUGUAGCGCAGACGGAGAGCGUUGGCAGAUGUGGGCUUGUGCAGUGGUGGGCAUUAUCAUUCAAUCAGGCGUGUUAGUCUUCUUCGGCUUCUUGACCAAGUACAAGACACUAAGAUUUGAGAAGGAUGGUAGCCCGGUGGAAACGUAUGCCAUGCCUAUGGCGGUCGUGGGCACCCUGAUCUUGAAUCUUGGUAUACUUGUCUGUGCACAUGCUGUAGACGAAAGCAGCAAGGAAGAGGUUUUCGAGGUCACUGACAGUUCAGCUGCAGUAGCUAUGGUUUGGCUCCAGAAGAAAACUAAAGUCAGUGAACAGGACUUCGAUUCGGCAGCAAUAUACCCAACAAUGAAACGCUCUAGGGCUUAUACAUCCGAACGAACGAUUGACGAUGAUGGAAGUCAAAAGGCUAAGACGCAGGACAAAGGCUGGUGGUUGAAGUUCAUGUCAACUAUGGGGGCUGCCACAAGUCUUUUGGGCUUUUUUGUUCAGUUUAUCGGCCUGAGGGGAAUGCAUUGGCUGGCUACAAUCGCACAACUAGGAGCGAUCAUUAUCAUGACAAUCCUCAGAGCAGUGGUCCGUCGACAUCUCGCUUUAGGGCUAAUGAGCCAUGAUUUAUGUGACUCUACAGGCUUCGAGUUGGAGUGGUUCGUCUCGUCCUUUUUAAACAAAGGCGGCAUCUCUUGGAUUCCUCAAGAACACCCACAGACACAAAACGCCGACACCGACGGAAAACGAACAAAAGCGUCCAAGUUUACUUUCGAGAUACAAACGAAUGAUACAGAGGUUGUGCAGUCCUCAAACUCUAGUUUCAGACAAAGAGAUGCCACUCAAUCGUUCCUAAAGGUCUCCACACUACAACACCCACAAGGAAUUCUUGACUUGCGACGCCACCUGGGCGAACUAAGCAAGUGGAAGGGUCCAGCCUCGACAGAAGCAAUAGCUGUCGCAAACGCCAUUGAGAAAACCAUGAAUUUCGUUAUGCCGUUAUUGAGUCAGAAAAAGGUUGAAAGAGAAUUCGUUUGGACAAUUAGAGUAAACUACAAUUGGGGACAAUCCGAAAACAGCAACGACAGGACUCCCAAGAACAUCGGGAUGAAUCUCAGGUAUUCUCUAAAUAAUGGGUGGAUAGCGCCUGUGGAUGAGAUAGAAGCUGCACUUUCACUUUGGCUUCAUUCUAUGAAAGAGGUCCAGGCUCCUGAUAAAACACAGCAUGACUUUCCUUCUGGCAACGAUCAUUGGAUACGUGGUAGCCCAGCUCAACAACAACGGUGUCUACAAGUACUCGGGCCAUCAGAGGAUGUCUUGUUACGGGAUCUUACGUGGUGGAUGCCUAAAGGUCUUGAUGGAAUUCUAGCAGCCCGAGUGAAAGAUUCUGAUGUGAUGGACGAUAAAAAGUUCCCCUACACAGUCAAAAGGGAGCGAGUGGGAUACAGCGGUCGAAGGUGCCCCACAGUCAAAAGGAACGAGAAGUCAUGGACUAAGGAUCUUUCUUAUUGGGAUUGGAAACCAGCAGCUGAUCUCCAUCGUGAUACUGAUGAGAUUAUGCAAGAGAGAGGUAAUAUUGUGGUUCAAAGUCAACAGAAGAGCCCAGACAGCCAAGAGCAACCUACACCCGAUGUGUUUCAAUGGUUAGUGAUAGAAUCCCAAGAUCCUUUGAAGAGGUUUUAUGCAAAGGAACUAUUCUCAGCCUUCAUUUGGGCUCUGGCGACACACCUGGGAGAAUCGACCAUCAGCCGACAGCUGCAGGCAAACAUAAAGCCCGACAACGCCACAGGAACCGACGCCUGGAAGAGUUUCUCUUUGGAGAACCAUGAGCUCUCCCGUUUCAUACAAAGUCUAACAGAACUCAAUCUGUGGACGGAGCAAGAAGCGUGGCGUAGUAUCAUUCCGCCUCUUAGCGCUACAGACAACCUACCAGGCCUCAACGCUGUUAUCGAAAUGGCACAGAACAAAGCAACUACGCUUGAGAGGGAUCUCGCUUGGGGCCAGGCAGGAUCAGUGUAUCGAUGGCUUUUCGAUAUCAGCAUGCCAUCCUCCCCGACAAGCCACAUUUAUGUCAAGUCUACCGCUAUCAUGUUGAGAUUUCAUCAAAGGCUGUCGAGCUCCGAUAGUCCCCACAGUGACAAGACGUAUAGCGAGAAAGGGGACGAACUGGAAGAAGAAUUGGCUAAAGUGAAAGGAUGCUUGAGACGUCAGGAAGAACAAAACCAUGCGGUUCAAGGCGACCUGAGUCUCUUUUUCGAUAUUCACCAAGAGCUACAGAGACUCGUAGAGAAUCCUGACAUCCAUGGAUUAGUCGAACAUCACUUCGAUGGAAUGUCUUAUCUCAGCAGGCCAGAGCGACGCGUCUAUGGGACAUUUCAGAGACCAGGCGAUAUUUUUGAUAGAACACGAUUACACCACGCGAUGAGAAGCAAAUUCAUAGACUACGAGGAACUGCCAGGUGAGGAGAUGAAAUCGCAAUGGGGAGGUUUCGACUACUGGCGGGAACAUUCGCCACGGAUGCACCAGGAGUAUAUCAAAUGUAUGGAGCCAGUGGCGACAGAACUCGAAAGUCUUAGCCUUUACCCAUUCUGGUUGGUAAAAGGCAUCGCUUCAGCCAUAUUGUAUCCAUUUCAAACUCUGGAAUAUCUGCUGGAUAACGGAGCAGAUCCUAAUGCCCGAGAUUUGGACCAUUGGACUCCCCUUUACUAUGCCUGCCAACCUAUUACUUUGGAUGGUAAAACCUAUACAAGUAGGGAUUGCUUCAGAGUCAACACUCUUAUCGCAAACAAGGCGAAUGUCAAUGCGAAAGGCCUCGAUGGCAAUACCCCUUUGCAUUGUGCAGCCAUUUCGGGUCGGUCCCAUUUGGUCAGGUUGCUUAUCGACAGCGGAGGUAAUGUCAAAGCGGCCAACCUUGAGGGCCGGACGCCCCUUCAUCUGGCUGCAAUGGCGAAUGAUCCAACGAUGGUCUCUUUACUAGUCAAAAACGACUGUGAUAUCAAUAUAAAGGACCAAGCUGGGCAGACACCACUCCACUUAGCUGCUAUCUCAGGGCAGCUGGCUUGUAUUACGAAGCUCAUUGAAAAUGGAGCAAGACUCGAUGUCGUUGACAAUUCUCAAGCAACGCCACUUUACCUAGCCGCGAUGGACGAUUCUCCAGAGGCCUUUAAGGCUCUUUUGAAUACUGAUACCCUGCGUCUUUCGAUGACAAAGGCCAUAGACGAAGAGAACUUGGAUCUUAUUUCUCUUCUUAUGGAUGAGACCGAUCCAGAUGCAUGGCCUCUAGCGGAUAAACAUGGCCAAACACCGUUCCAUGAAGCAGCCUCUAACUCGAAGUUGAAAUCUCUUGACAAGAUAUUUGAAAAAGCAAGAGAACUACAGUUCGAUCUAGAGGUUGUUCUCAAGAAAAAUAUUCUCGGUCAAACCGUCAUUCACGUCUAUCGGCCAGAUUCGGUGGCCAUCAUAGUCAAACACUUGAAGCCAUCACCUGAGCUUUUAAGAAGGUUAAUAGAAACGCAAGAUGAUGAGGGUUGCACUUCACUUUUGCAAGCCAUAAAAGCGGGACAGAAAGAAGUUGUCUCUAUUCUCAUCGACGAAGGAGCAAAUUCCCGAACGAGUUCCAAUGACAAGAAAAACAUACUACACGCGUCCUUGAUGUUGCCUCCGAAUCACCUACAGCAUGUCAUACAGAAGAUCAAAGAGAGAGAGGGUUGGGCUCAAACUCUAUCUUCGAUGCUUGAAGAGGAGGAUGGCAAUGGAAAGACACCACUAGAUUUAGCAAGAAUGUUUCCGAUCAGGGAAAAUGAGGAACUGUUGGAAAAGGUGUUGGAGGAAUGCAAACGAGAACUCAGGUUGCAAGGUAUAUAG